Marchantia polymorpha subsp. ruderalis is the source of this 2663-nucleotide messenger RNA. The record is from the annotation of a GenBank genome assembly. Lineage: Eukaryota; Viridiplantae; Streptophyta; Marchantiopsida; Marchantiales; Marchantiaceae.
UGGAGGUGGAGGGAGACUCAUAGAUUCCGCACGAAAAUAGUGUGAAACUUCCGAGCUGCCAAAUGUGGACAAGAAUGGAAGAACUUCCAGACUAUGACGUAAGAAAGUGAUGCAGGUGACGAAGACAUAACAACUAACAGUCAGGAAGAGGAUAAAUCCUCGGAGAGGAUGAAACUAGUAUCAGAGGACAAGAACUCAGCUAUCAAACUCGAGGACUAGGACGGGUGACUUGUUACAUGAGGAUAAGCUCCAAGACUGCUGCUGAACUGAGGGACCUCAGAACAAGGACUCUGGCCGAAGACCCAGAAUAGACCUCAGGAGAUUGAUGCAGACGAAGAAGAUUGUGCUCUACUGUGAACUUGUAACAUAUCUAACUUAGGUUUACGGGCACCCGCAGCUGAAGGUUUUCAGGCUGAAUGGAUCUAUGAGUGUAAAGCACGUGGUGGAGAAACAGGCUUGUCCUUGCAAUCACCAGUCUAAAACUAGGGGCAUCAAGGAAAUGUGCAAUUAUGGGCGGAAGACAUAUGAAAACUUUGGAACUUGGCUCAUGAGCAUGAUGGAGUCUUCUGAGAACGCUAUCGUCGUACUAGCACCAACAGCUUGCAAGAGAGAGCAGCAGCAGCAACGAAAUUGCCAUUUCCUGAGUUAGCAGGAGGACAACAGCAGUGCCGAUUGAAGGAGCAGCAGCAGCCGCAGCAGGAGAAGGAACAAUAAGACUUUCGUCGUGUCUUUGCACUAUAAAAUUCAGUAGAAAAGAAUAGAUCGUUGUAAAAUUCAGCUUCAGCCCUUCUCUGAAAUCAAAACCGAUUUGAUAGAGGUUGAUAGCGUAGGAGGAUCAGGGAUUAGCAUCAGCUGCGAUGACACAAGAGCGGAUGGACUCUAUCGAGGCUUACAAGAGCCAGAUUCCUGCGCAUCUUGCUAUGAUCGUAUGUCAAGUGCUGGCUGCAUUAUACUAUGUAGUCUGUCGUGUGAUCCUGGUGGGUGGUAUGAAUCGGAUCAUCCUUAGUUUUUACCGAGAUGUUGUGGCCAUGAUUAUCCUUAUCCCUGCUGCGUAUUUUAUUGACAGAGGGAACCGAUUGAAAUUUUCCUACAAUGUUAUCGUUCGCCUUCUACUUCUUGGGUUAUUCGGGGUGUAUGGAAGCAAUUAUCUUCUGUUCGUCGGAAUUGAGUUCACAUCCGCUGAGUUCACCUCUGCACUCCAGCCCGUCGCACCGGCAUUAGUAGCCCUGAUUGCUAUUGCCUUCGGGUUUGAAGAGAUUUACUGGCACAGAAGAGAUGGGCAAGUGAAGGCACUUGGCAUUGCAAUAUCGUGCGUCGGUGGAGUUUUAAUGACUUUCUACAAAGGACCGCCUGUUCUACCAUGGAAGUUUGUGGGAGACAACACACCUUGGGUUCCGGUGAACGAUAAUUUCCCAAAUUUGUUGGCCAACGGCACUCUCAACACUGUCAAAACUACAUUUCACGACUGGGGACUCACUGGAUGGCAAUUUGGUGCACUAUGUCUCAUCGGGAACACUCUUUGCUUGGCUUUAUACCUCAAUCUACAGGGACCUUUGUUAAGGAGGUAUCCAGCUCCUGUGUCUGUUGUUGCCUACUCAUACGGUGUUGGGACCAUACUUAUGGGAAUCACAGGUUACUACGCCGUUAAGGAUCCGAAUGCCUGGCAUUUGUCAUGGAACACGAAUCUUGCCGCUAUUGUGUAUACCGGUGUUCUUGGUUCAGCUCUCAACUACUCCUUGAUUUCGUGGUCCCUGCAUCGAGUCGGGCCACUGUUCGUAGCAUGUUAUCUUCCUGUUCAGCCUGUGGCUACUGCUCUGCUAGCCUUGGCCAUUGUUGGAACCACGGUGUAUUUGGGAAGUGUGAUAGGAACGGUGUUGAUUAUGAUCGGCCUUUUACUGGUGACAUGGGCCCAUGAAGAAAGGAGGCGCUUAUCUCUUCUCUCCAAAUUGAUAUUCCAACGGAGAUACAGUGACUCAUUCAACUAUUCCAACCCUCGGGAACCUUUGAUCGAGGAACUUCCUCCUCGCUUUCAUAUUCGCCCUCAAAGCUGAUCGACAGAUGUCACGUUAAACGUUGAACAACAGAUCCAGCGGCACACAUUCAUCACGGUUGUUAAAUAGAAGGGCUUUGUGUUCUGCGAUUUUACUGCUGAGAUGCAGAGGGUUCCGUCCAGCAUGAGCAACCUGGGCUCGUUAGUUAAUUAAAGCAGGUAGUUGUACAUUUGAAUCCGUAGGCAGGGGAAGGGGAUAUUAGAUGACUUUACCUCGGAGAUCCAGGUUUGAAAUGCGAGUGGAAAGAGGAUGGAUUUUUUUUGCUAGACCAGAAAAUGCUCCAGUCGUAGUUACUUCAAGUAGAUCCUUGAGGCAUGUGACAUGAGCUAGUUUAGAUCAGACCUGGUGGUCAACUGUAGGCAGUGCCGGGAAAUUGUGUUGACUCAUGUCGAGUCUCUACCAGAUCUCUUUUCCUUAGCAGACUCUCAGUUUGUGUCCACACAGAUGAAAAGCGAAGCUUUCGUGAAACUGUGAAUCUUCUGAAGAGUUCCAAGCAUUUGCACAUCGUUAUAAACCGAUAUGUCAGGAUUGAAGAAAUCCCUUUUAUAUCCAUAUCAUAUAUAUUGUGAGGUGAGCAUUGAGUAUUAAACGAUGAACAGCUUUUGCAGCAUG